CUUUUUUGGUAAUUUCAAACGUUUACAGGAACAACAAGGUACAUUCAGUAACAAGCUUGUCUGGUGAAGAAUGCUUCUACCUCACUAAUACAAAUCUCUCUCUGUCUCUCUCUCUCUCUCUCAAAACCAUCACCAUGGAAACGCCCAAGGUUUCUUCAGACGUGGAGCUCGCACAUUUACUCGUUGAUGUCUUGGAAGACGGGCAAGAUCCUGUACCGGAUUCGAAAUUUCGGAUCCGAAACCUGACGAAACGGACCGAAUCGGGGGACCCGAUACUUUCCGGUGUCUGUGUUGAUGUACCGAAGGGUCUGGUCGUUGGAAUAAUCGGACCGAGCGGGAGCGGGAAAUCGACGCUUCUGAGGGCUCUGAACAGGUUGUGGGAACCGGAUGCCGGUUCCGUCUUUCUCGACGGGGAGGAUAUAUGCGGUCUGGAUGUACUGAGCCUACGGCGCAGAGUAGGGAUGCUCUUUCAGCUGCCCGUCCUUUUCGAAGGAACGGUCGCGGACAAUGUCCAGUACGGACCGCAUCUGCAAGGGAAGAGGCUAACAGAUACCGACGUGUCCAAGCUGCUGGCCUUGGCGGAUCUCGACCACUCGUUCGCCGCCAAAAAUAGCACCGAGCUCUCGGUGGGCCAGGCCCAAAGAGUUGCAUUGGCCAGGACCUUGGCUAACGAGCCUGAGGUGUUGCUCUUGGACGAACCAACUAGUGCACUCGAUCCGAUCUCGACUCAGAACAUCGAGGACGUGAUCAUGAAGCUGAAGAUGAGUCCGAAGCCGACUACGACAAUCAUCGUCUCUCACAGCAUCAAGCAAAUACAAAGGAUCGCUGACGUUGCAUGCUUGCUGAUCAAUGGUCAGAUCGUGGAGGUGUUGAAACCGAACGAGCUCUACCGAUCCGAGCAUCCCAUGGUUCGAAGGUUUCUUGAACUCAGCUCCUGAGUUGAUUCGACCAGAUGUACUUCAUGUAACUUUGAAUUGCGAUUAGGGCUGAAAGUCAGGCGG
Magnolia sinica is the source of this 1001-nucleotide messenger RNA. RefSeq names its product ABC transporter I family member 17-like. Gene Ontology annotation, biological process: phosphate ion transmembrane transport. Gene Ontology annotation, cellular component: membrane. The coding region runs from base 135 to 938 and encodes 267 amino acids. Gene Ontology annotation, molecular function: phosphate transmembrane transporter activity; ATP hydrolysis activity; ATP binding. NCBI's taxonomy places the organism in Eukaryota, Viridiplantae, Streptophyta, Magnoliopsida, Magnoliales, Magnoliaceae. The record is from RefSeq and is a predicted model, not a curated record. The transcript is spliced from 4 exons.